Aplysia californica (California sea hare) is the source of this 1473-nucleotide messenger RNA. RefSeq lists its product as uncharacterized. NCBI's taxonomy places the organism in Eukaryota, Metazoa, Mollusca, Gastropoda, Aplysiida, Aplysiidae. Gene Ontology annotation, biological process: proteolysis. Bases 1 to 1473 code for a protein of 490 amino acids. Gene Ontology annotation, molecular function: aspartic-type endopeptidase activity. The transcript has a single exon. The record is from RefSeq and is a predicted model, not a curated record.
AUGCCUCAUUUCAAGCCUCCUGAGCCGUUUGAUUUUUCGAAACCUCACGAGUGGCCCGAGUGGCGACAGCGUAUGCUACGAUACCGCACAGCCACCAAACUGAGCGCAGAGACCGGAGCAAUUCAAGUAAGUUCAUUAAUUUACGCUAUGGGACGCCAAGCUGAACAGAUAUUUAACCCGUUCACGUUCCCUGCUCCCGUCGAAGGUAACGAUCCUAGGGACAACUUUGACACUGUCUUAGAGAAUUUCGACGCUCACUUUGUCCCCAAGCGGAAUCUUAUCCACGAAAGAGCAAAGUUCCAUGCACGAGCACAAAACAGUGGGGAGACGAUAGAAGAAUAUGUUAGAGCCCUGUACGAACUUUCCGAAUAUGCAGACUUUAAGGACCGAGAUGAAACCAUAAGGGAUAGACUCGUGCUAGGAGUACUGGACAAUGAACUGUCACAGCGCUUACAACUCGAGGCAACUCUUACUUUGAAAUCAGCCAUCGAAACAGCACGCCAUUUCGAGCUCGUAAAGGGUCAGGUCAGUAGCCAACGUCAGCUAGGUGCAGCAGUCACAGUAGAUUCAGUACGAAACGGCCAGAGGGGAUAUUCGUCGCCUGCUCACCCCAAGGGUAGAGGCGGCCGAAGAACAAGUACACACUCACAACACAGAGGCAGCCAUGCAUCACAAUCAACUUUCUCUAACUGCGGUAACCAUGGAAGAGGUCAUGCCCAAAACAAUUGCCCAGCGGGUGGGAAAACUUGCAGGAAAUGCGGCAAGCGCAAUCACUUCGCAACAGUCUGUCGCAGCAGCAGCAGCCGCAAUGUCAACGAAAUCACCGAAUCGGAAACUCCUUCGUUCUUUUUAGGUGCUGUUGACAGAGACUCGGACAGUAAUGUCGUUACCGAUGUAAACUUCGGCGAAGUUAGCGAGCCACCAUGGCGCGUUACACUGAACCUUGGAGGGAGAGCUACAUCCUUCAAGAUAGACACAGGGGCCGAUGUUUCGAUAAUGUCGAAGGCCGUCUACAACCGUCUCAGUCCUCGUCCAAAGCUGAAAACAACGUCUGCAGUUCUUCGCAGUCCUGGUGGGGUCAUAAGGAGCGUGGGAGAAUUUAUCGCAACUACGCUGCAUAACAAUCGCAACUUUGCGUUCCGUGUUUUCGUCCUUGACGACGACACCGACUGUCUUCUCAGUCGCGACGCCGCAGUUCGUCUGGGACUGAUUUCUCGAGACAGAAUAGACUCUGCCAACCUCGUGUUCGGCGAUGUGGGACCUAAACCUAUACGCUGCGAGCCAGUGAAAAUCAUCUUGAAAGAAGAUGCACAGCCAUACUCCGUGAACGUCGCACGUCGGAUUCCCAUUCCACUCAUGGACGAAGUCAAAGCUGAACUAGACCGUAUGGAGGCCGCAGGUGUCAUUGAGAAGAUCAGCGCUCCAACUGACUGGUGUGCACCCAUGGUCCCGGUCAGAAAAAAGGUCUGGUAG